This is a messenger RNA of Fusarium coffeatum, 1758 nucleotides long. RefSeq lists its product as uncharacterized. The coding region runs from base 1 to 1758 and encodes 585 amino acids. The transcript has a single exon. The record is from RefSeq and is a predicted model, not a curated record. Lineage: Eukaryota; Fungi; Ascomycota; Sordariomycetes; Hypocreales; Nectriaceae.
AUGGUUUCACCAUCGAAAACACGACGCGUCCGCUCUCUCGAAGCAUGGGACGCUCUCAAACAACGCAAUCUCGAAUACGCCAUCAACUUGCUCGUUGCAGGGGAAUGGGUGGCCAAUGGUAGUGUGAAAGAUGGUUAUAGCUGUCUAGACGCCAAAGUGGGCAGCGAACGAUGCCAAGAGACGGCGGCGCUGGUCCUCAUUCUGCGUCGUGAGAUUAUAGGUUAUCUCGAUGAUCAUGGCCUUACUCAUGGAUUCAAAUUUCUCAUCGAAAAAUAUCGCUUUCGGCAUGCUGACGAUAAGCGCUACAAUGAGAUAUUUACCAUCGACGAUAUCUGUGUGGGGAGUGAUGAGAGGUAUGAUCGGAUCAAAGAGUCUAUUAUCGACUUUAUGGGAUCAGACUGGACCAUCUUUCUUUGCUACGCGCACACAAUUGCGUCUUUCAGUGUUCUAAGUACUACGGAAUGCGGCAUACCGAUUCGCUAUCGCCGCUUGAGCGAUAUCCUAGUCGAGACGACACCAGAACAGCGCGAUGCUGGAUUGGGAGACUACCACGACGCCGAAUUUCCCAUGAGAACGGAGUUCACGGAAAUUUCUUUCAGACUUAUCGACAAGCUCUCUACCAAGAUCCUUCCACAAGGCGUCUCGGAAGUGCCAUUUGGUGAGAAGCCUAGACGGUGCUACACUGCUGCUGAGCAAGCUCGAGAGAUAUUUCAUUUCUCAAAAGCAAUAAAGCGACCAGGCUGCCGUGAAGAACACCUAAUUACUGUCGGUUCCUUCUCUGCUUCCGUGCAGAUAUUGCUUCGACUGUGUUGGGUUUAUGGAAUUCCACUUACGGUGUGUAUGCCUCGGCUGCGAUAUGAUGGAUCAGCGUCAGCUUGCAACGGUAAAUACGCUGUCACGAUAUCGGAUGUGGACGAGCCAGUGACUUACAAACUCACUUCAGUAACCGUCAUAACAUACAUGCCCACAGAUGAGAGUGGUGGCAGUUUCAGGAUGGUCGACUCUAAGGAAGCAGGAAUUGAGGAUGAGCCAUGCUGGAAGCUCCUUGGUUACAGUAUGUAUGACAAUUCGCAGCCUGGUAACUUCCUUACCUCGCCAAGCGACGGUAAGUUCACAGAAGCUCUGGAACAAGUCGAUCUGAAUCACAUCGUGUCUAUCUUUGGCUUCUUCCAUGAGGAAUAUCCUGCCAAGACGGAGAAUCCACCAGAUAUCGACGAAAUGUACAGGGUGGUGUGUGGUGAUGAAGGCGACGUUGGAGCAUUGAUGAGUCGUGAGGGUGGCUUCGAUGGUUGUGGCGUGAAUUCAAACGAAAACUCCAAUACCAACAACCUCUUGUCCAUCCGCAACAGUGUCACCGACCUGUCACAAAAGCACGACCUUCGCGACACUUUCAUCGCCCACCAGCGAGGACCCAACACGUCCUACCAGAUGCAGCACAAACCGAUUUCCUUCACCUUCAGCCACAUGGACGUCUCGACACCGCGAACCGAAGAGCUCAAGUGGGCCACGAUGCUUCAAAAGCACAAGUCUACCUCCGAACCGAUGUUUGCGAGCCUCUUCACUGUCGUCAAUGCUGUCUAUAGCAUGAGCGACAAAGACGAGGCGGAUAGAUUGAUGAGGAUGAAUAACAACAAUCAGAAGAUCAGAGACCUGAUGAAAAAACAUCCUAGUCACAUAGCCUUCUUGCGGGAUGAUCACAGGCAGAAGUGGGAGCGAUGGGCGAUGGAGAAACAGAAGAAGAACAAAGUCAAGUUGUAA